Molecule: messenger RNA, 1322 nt
Organism: Rubroshorea leprosula
Lineage: Eukaryota; Viridiplantae; Streptophyta; Magnoliopsida; Malvales; Dipterocarpaceae
Source: the annotation of a GenBank genome assembly
CAUCCUCCCAUAAAUAACCCGCUACUUCUAACCCCUUCGGUUUCAAGCAGUAACACCUCAACAAGUGUUCUUCCCCUAGAUUCCCUUCUCGACCCCUCUCUAUAGAAAAACGCUGUGGAACUUCUUUAAUCAUGGUGAGAGAAAUCGAAUCGAAGAGAAGCAACAACACCAUAAAAUUUCUCUGCAGCUACGGCGGCAAGAUUCUUCCUCGUUCCGGAGACGGCAAGCUCCGUUACGUUGGCGGACUCACCAGAGUUCUGUCCGUCGAUAGGUCCAUUUCCUACGCAGAGCUGAUGGUGAAGCUGGGUGAAUUUUGCGGAUAUUCCGUGAAUUUGAGGUGUCAAUUGCCCAACGGUGACUUGGAGACUUUAAUUUCGAUAAAAUCCGAUGAAGAUUUGGCUAAUCUGAUUGAAUUUUACAACCAAGCUUCUGCUUCUUCUUCAAAGAUCAGGGCAAUCCUUUCGCCGCCUAAAUAUCUCAAGCAGAUCUCUCCUCCUCCGUCAAGUCCAUCGAGUAUCGAUCUCUCCGCGCCAAAGUCGAUCGACUCUCUGGUGAAAGAUCAUUUACGUCACCGGAGUUCUUCUCCACCGUUGAGAUUUAUUAGAGACUCCGGUAAAGCUUGUUAUCGUCACUGCCAUGUACACGGUAGCCCUAGGUUUUUUCACAACGUUCCUCAUUCUAAUUACCGGUACUAGACCAAUCGCAGAAGAACAUAGAAAAAAAAGGACGAAUGAAAGAAGCGUCCUUGCUUUGCCUUGCCUUUGAGAGGCUUAUAUGGCAAAAAAAAGUAUUCUCGAUACUAAAAACUUCUAAAUUUCUAAGUUUGUAUUUGGCAUUGUUUGUAAAUAGAGAAUUGAGUGAGGAGGAAUUGUCUUUCCAUGCCCAAUUUCAGUCGUUCUUGAGUUGAUACAGAAUUGUCACCGUUAGGGUUCUGUUAAGUUCCAUUAACAGCCGUCUUUUCUACGCACGCCGCCACUUGUGACACGCAGCGGUGAUCGGUUCACCUUGACCGAGGAGAAAAUUUGAAAAUGUAAACUCGACGCGUACAGGAAGCAGUCGAUUGUGUUUGUGACACGUGUUUUGACUAAGGAACAAGUGUUGAUUAAGGAUGGAAUCAGAUUCUGGCUGUGGGUACAGGUUUAGAAAUUCUGGAGAGAACGUUUCGCACUGGCAACGAAGUUUCUAUCUGGGUUCUGCUGGGAUGUAAUGCAAGGUUAGACCAAGAAAGUGGGCCAAAAAAUUUUUAAUUAAGAUGGUGGAGUACUAAGAAGACAAAGAUGGUGUCAAAGAAAGGACGAAAACAAGAAAGAGCAGUUGGCAAA